Messenger RNA from Volvox carteri f. nagariensis, 2627 nucleotides. RefSeq lists its product as uncharacterized. The record is from RefSeq and is a predicted model, not a curated record. Gene Ontology annotation, biological process: fatty acid biosynthetic process; protein ubiquitination. Gene Ontology annotation, cellular component: acetyl-CoA carboxylase complex. Bases 1 to 1878 code for a protein of 625 amino acids. Lineage: Eukaryota; Viridiplantae; Chlorophyta; Chlorophyceae; Chlamydomonadales; Volvocaceae. Gene Ontology annotation, molecular function: acetyl-CoA carboxylase activity; carboxyl- or carbamoyltransferase activity; ubiquitin-protein transferase activity. The transcript is spliced from 13 exons.
AUGAGCAGCACCGUGCGCAUCGAGCGCACCCUGCUCAGUGAGAAGAUCAACAAGGCGCAGGUGCUGGCGCCCGUGGUGGGUGCGCUGCUCGGGCUGUGGCGCGGCUCCGGAACCGGAGUCGGGUACUGUGGGAGCAGCAACUCGGAGGCGGCGGAGAAGCAGAUGGCCUACCUGAGAAUGGUGGAGUGGCGGGUGGUGUUGCCCGCAGCAGACCCCGGAGCGCUGGACGCAGGGGCACGUGAGUUGGGCGAGCUACUGGCGGCGGCAGUGGCCCGGCGGCAGCAGCUGGCUGCCAGCGGCGAGGGCCCGGGUGCAGGUGGUGGUGAGGUUCCCGAGGAGCUGCUGGAUCCCAUCACGUCUGCACUGAUGACAGACCCGGUCAUACUGCCGGACUCGCAGAUGACCGUGGACCGGGCAACCAUCGAGCGGCAUUUCCUGAACAGUCUUACGGAUCCAUUCUCAAGGACGCCUCUUACGCGUGAGGCGUUACGACCUAAUGAGGAGGACGAGAAGCAAGGCGGUCGUGAAUGGUUGGGCACGAUUCUCUCGCGCUUUGGUCCUGUGAAGGAUAAGUCGCAAAACACAGCGGUCCUGGAGUUUGAGAAGCCUUUGCUGGAGCUGGAUAAGCGCAUAAGGGAGGUGCGCAAGGUUGCUGAGGAAAAUGGUGUCGAUGUCACCGCCUCCAUUGCUGAGCUGGAAAAUCGCGCGCGGCAGCUUCGCAAAGAGACUUAUAGCCGCCUGACGCCCGUGCAACGCCUGCAAGUGGCUCGUCACCCGAACCGUCCAACAUGCCUUGAUAUCAUCCUCAACAUUACUGACAAGUUCGUGGAGCUGCAUGGCGAUCGCGCCGGUUUGGACGACCCGGCAAUCGUUUGCGGUAUCGGUAGCAUUAACGGCACACCCUUCAUGAUGAUUGGUCACCAGAAGGGCCGUAACACGAAGGAGAACAUCCGCCGCAACUUCGGCAUGCCGCAGCCCAACGGCUACCGCAAGGCGCUGCGCUUUAUGCGCCAUGCUGAUAAGUUCGGUCUGCCAAUCAUCACCUUUGUGGACACCCCGGGCGCCUAUGCUGGCAAGACCGCGGAGGAGCUCGGUCAGGGUGAGGCCAUCGCUGUCAAUCUGCGGGAGAUGUUCGGGCUGCGUGUGCCCAUUAUCAGUGUGGUUAUCGGGGAGGGUGGCUCGGGUGGUGCCCUGGCCAUCGGAUGCGCGAACCGCAACCUCAUCAUGGAGAACGCGGUCUACUACGUCGCCUCUCCGGAGGCCUGCGCCGCGAUCCUCUGGAAGAGUCGGGGUGCCGCGGGCGAGGCGACUGAGGCGCUGCGCAUCACCUCUGCGGAGCUGGUCAAGUUCGGGGUGAUGGACCACAUUGUGCCUGAGCCGCUUGGUGGAGCGCACUCGGACCCCCUGUCGGCCUUCCCCAUGAUCAAGGAGACGAUUAUGAACACAUAUGCUCACUACGCGAACAUGUCGGAGGAGGAGAUCAAGCUGGACCGCUACGCCAAGUUCCGCAAGCUGGGCCAGUUCCAGGAAUUCGUGGUGAAGGGCGGGGACUGGCGCACGGCCCUGGCGGAGCGCGGUGCGGCCGCGGGUGUGACCACCAAGGCCGGCGCCUGGGCCGCCACGGAGGCGGAGGCACGCUACAUAGAGCAGCUUGUGGACGCCGAUGAGAAGUGGGAGAAGCUGCUUGCGGAGGGAGCUGAGUGGCUCAACAAGCCGGUACAGCCGCCAGGCCUGGGGCGGUCAGGCAUUAUGGACGUGGCCGUCACGAUGGUCGAGGCACGGCGACGCAAGCAGGUGCAACAGCAGGCGGCAGCAGCGGGCGCCCAGGCAUACCAGGCGGCGGCUACUAAUGGCACAGUUGUUAACGCUACUGCGUAACUGGAUGAUCAUGUGCGCAAAAGCGAGCUGUAAUGAAUUACGCGCGCUUGCUUUUCGUUACGUAAGCGUACAAAAGCUGCAGUAAACUGUUGUGCAUGGACUUAAGGUCCCGCAGUUGAAAGAGCACACGGCGAACGAAUGAAGAAUGCUGUUUUGUGUUGGCUUGGACCGUCAGCGCCACCACGACGGUGUGUGUACCUAAAGAAUGCCAUUCGGGUGGUUGGGACAACGCGGUGAAAGCUGAAGCCGCUGAAUGUUUUAUAUUUAGAAGUCGUGUACGUAUGUAUGUAUGUAAAGACGUGGCAGGCCUGCCUUUUUCGUCUUGAGAGUUCGAGAGAGGGUUGUUGGUGUUGAUACGUCUUCAACGCGAGAGGUUGACCCAUGCUGUAGCAACGUAUGCAUGAUCUCGUGUCGCGUGUUGUUGUUACAGCUGCUACUGCUGGGCCACGUGGGGAUGAUGCCUUGGGCUGAAUACACGCGUGUGUCGCUCUCCGAGCUCGCCUGUAGAUUGCAGGGGUCGGAUCCCGUGCAGAGAGAGCAAGGUACCAUGCAUAAGAAGAAUUUUGCGUCGCCGUGUGAAAAAAGUUUUAACUAAGUGUCAGUGAAGAGGUUUUAUAGUAGACCGAGAUAUGCUGUUUACUGUACCUGCUGAAGCACUGCACUUUCGAAGAAAUGUGUCCCAUGGGUUAUUGUAAGAACACGUCGGUCGAUAUCGUUUCACUGUAUUACCUUAUGUAUAUUCGCUUCAG